This is a messenger RNA of Capronia epimyces CBS 606.96, 4929 nucleotides long. Its product is annotated as IQ domain-containing protein containing GTPase activating protein. Gene Ontology annotation, molecular function: GTPase activator activity; protein binding. The transcript is spliced from 2 exons. The record is from RefSeq and is a predicted model, not a curated record. Bases 1 to 4929 code for a protein of 1642 amino acids. NCBI's taxonomy places the organism in Eukaryota, Fungi, Ascomycota, Eurotiomycetes, Chaetothyriales, Herpotrichiellaceae. Gene Ontology annotation, biological process: regulation of actin cytoskeleton organization; regulation of GTPase activity. Gene Ontology annotation, cellular component: cytoplasm.
AUGUCGCACUACACACUCCGCAGAGCACACGCAGACAAUCACUACGCUCUACCCCAACGGCAAGCGUCAACUACUUCAACAGUAUCAUCAGCCUAUUCCGCCGCAUCCAGUGCAUAUCUUCCGAGUCGAACCAGCACGGUGACCUCAACUAACUCCAGCGUCUACUCAACAGGCGGGCCGGGGCACAAGAGGGGAAUCAGUGACGCUGGUGGAAUGACUCCUACGCGGACAUACGGCGGCCACAGCAGUGCCGAAAACAGCCCCGACAAUCCCUAUCGACAUAUUCGCCAAAGCUUGAGGGCUCUUCCACAGCCCCCGUCUCCGAAGGCGACACCGAAUGCCCGACGACCCAGUGGCCAUCAUGCUCGGGCUCAUACUGUCGAUCGCUUCCCUCAAAACUACUCCGAAGACCCAACCAUGGAAAAACAUUUGCAUGAGCACCAUAACGAGAUGAACCCAUCGAGGCCACACCUGCAUCAUGCUCUCACAAGCCCCCAUGCCACAACGUUCAAAGCACCAGAUAUAGAAGAGCUGCAAAAGUCUUCCACAUCGCAUCUAAGAACAUUGUCAAGAUUUGCCAAGGAUGGCGACGCCGAAGAAUUCGGGAUUGCUGCUGCUGGCCAUUCUGUUGUUGGACUACACAAUCGGAGACAGUUGAAACGCACCGACCCUGUGGCCCAGGGCGGUCGCACGAUAGCUAAGAGCUACGGCUGGGGCGAGAGAAACUGGAUGGACAAACAGCGACAGUUUCUCCAGGCUUACGAAUAUCUCUGCCACGUGGGAGAAGCUAAAGAAUGGAUCGAGGACAUUAUCAGCAAACCUAUCCCUCCAGUUGUUGAACUGGAAGAGGCACUGCGCAACGGUGUGACUUUGGCGGAGAUUGUUCAAGCAUUCCACCCUGACCAGACGCUGAGAAUUUUUCGCCAUCCGAAAUUGCAAUACAAGCACUCCGACAACAUUGUCUUGUUCUUCCGCUUCCUUGAAGAAGUUGGCCUACCAGACCUUUUCCGUUUCGAACUCAUCGAUCUAUAUGAGAAGAAGAACAUUCCCAAAGUCAUCUAUUGCAUCCAUGCCCUGUCGUGGCUCCUCUACCGUAAGGGAAUGGUCGACUUCCGGAUUGGAAAUCUGGUGGGCCAGCUCGAGUUUGAGCAUCACGAACUGGAACAAACCCAGCGUGGCCUCGACAAAGCAGGCGUUAGUAUGCCUAGCUUUUCAGGGAUGGGUGCGAGCUUCGGCGCUGAGCCGGAGCCGGAGCCAGUUGAGAAAGAAGAAGAUCGAAUCGACCGAGAACUGCAUGAACAGGAAGCAGUCAUCCUGGACUUCCAGAACCAGAUCCGAGGUGCUCUAGUCAGGCUACGAUUGGGAACCAUGAUGCAACAGCUUUGGGACUCGGAGGAAUCCUUGAUAGAGCUUCAAUCCCACAUCCGUGCUGACUGGGCAAGGCAGAUCCUGGGCUACCGGCUUGAUAUGCAGCGUUUCGCGACACGCCUCCAAGCCGUGGCUCGAGGGUUCAUAGAACGUUCUAAUCGACGAAGAAAAGAAGAGCAGUGGAGGGGAAGUGAAAAAGAUGUUCUGAAGCUUCAAAGUCUGUUCAGAGCUGGUAAGGCCCGGACUGAAUCUCGAACGUUGAAGUCCCAAAUUCGAACACAUGACGCCGGCAUCCGCAGCCUUCAAGCUGCUAUUCGGGGUGCCCUAUCGAGGCGAGACGCAUUCGAUCAGUACGAAGCCACGAGAACGGUAGAAAAUGAAGUCGUCGUUUUGCAGGCCAAGAUCAGAGGUAUGCUUGCACGGGCUCGAGUUCAGAGAACCCGUGCAACCUUGGAACGACAAACCCAGGCUAUUACACACAUCCAAGCCUGUGUGCGCUCAAUGCUCACCAGAAUCUCCCAGGAUAGACUUCGGAACGCGCUCCAUGACUUCUCUGUCAAAUGGACUACCUUGCAGGCUGUGGCUCGGGCCGGUUUGGUUCGACAGGAGCUCGCCAGGCUGAUGCAGAAACUCCAGUCCCAAUCUGCAUCAGUUAGCCGAUUUCAAGCCAUUCUCAGAGGUGCAAACACGAGAGAGGCUUACAGCUCGCUCAGGCUCUCCUUGUUGAGACAGUCAACAGCGACCAUUCCAGUCCAAGCUGCGAUUCGAAGCUUUCUCCUGCGCAGCCGCCUGAAGUGUCAAAAAGUCCAGUUGGCUCGAUACACAAGUCAAGUUGUGCAACUACAGGCGAUGUCUCGAGGUGCAAUCCUGCGGCUACAGACUGCCGAGACACUUAGUAAACUGGACAGCCACCAAGACCAGGUGGUGCACUUACAAGCGUGCGCUCGUGCCAUGCUCUGUCGGAUUACCGUCGCUGAUCUGCUCGGCGACUUGGAUGAGCACCAGGCAGCCAUAAUCCAGUUGCAGGCCUUUAUCAGAGCCACAGCUAUACGCUCCCGAUUCGCAGAAAAGAGACGACACUUCAAAGAGAAUAUGGACAAGGUGGUCAAAAUCCAAAGCGUGGUCCGAGCGAAGAUUCAAGGCAAGGCCUACAAAAGCCUUACUUCGGGCAAAAACCCGCCGGUUGGGACUUUAAAGGGAUUUGUGCACCUCUUGAAUGACAGCGACUUCGACUUCGAAGAAGAAAUCGAGUUUGAGCGCCUUCGCAAGACUGUGGUCCAGCACGUCCGGCAAAAUGAGCUUGCAGAUCAAUACAUCACCCAGCUCGACAUCAAGAUCGCGCUGUUGGUUAAGAAUAAAAUCACCUUGGACGAAGUGGUCAAGCACCAAAGACAUUUUGGUGGCCACGUUGGGGCACUUCUGCCGAACUCUGACAUUGCUUCGAAGGAUCCAUUUGACUUGAAAGCUCUCAACAAGACGUCCCGUCGAAAGCUUGAGCACUACCAGGAACUGUUCUUCUUGCUUCAAACACAACCCCAGUAUCUGUCGAGAUUGUUUAGGCGUAUCAGAGAGCAAGCCACAGCUGAAAAGGAGUGCGACCGCAUCAAACACCUUGUCAUGGGACUAUUCGGCUAUGCGCAGAAACGACGAGAGGAAUACUAUCUUGUGAAACUGAUUGUCAGGUCUAUCAAGGAGGAGGUUGAUUGCUCUUUGUCCCUGCAAGACUAUUUGAGAACGAACUCAUUUUCAAACAAGCUUUUUGCAGCUUACAGCAGAUCUGCUCGAGACCGCAAAUUCCUCAGAGAUGUUUUGGGCCCGUUGGUCAAGGAGAACAUCAUCGACAAUACCACCCUAGACCUGGAGAGUGAUCCUCUUCAAAUCUACCUGUCCGCCAUUAACAAUGAGGAACUCAGGACUGGUCGUCGGAGCCAGAGAGAUCCUAAUGUGCCCAGAGAGGUGGCCAUUCGAGAUCCCGAAACACGGUCAACGUUUAUUGCACAUAUGCAAGAUCUUCGAGAUAUCACCGACCAAUUUUUCCUCUGUCUCGAAGACUAUCUACACCGAAUGCCGUUUGGUGUCCGCUUUAUUGUUCAGCAGACGCAGGAAUAUCUUGUGGCCCGUUUCCCUGGCGAAGAUGCCGAUUUUGUGCUCCAGCUGGUAGGACAAUGGCUCUGGCGCGGUUACCUACAACCUGCGCUUGUGGAGCCGGAGAAGUUUGGUGUUGCUGAUCGGGCAUUGACCCAAGAACAAAAAAGGAAUCUUGGGGAAAUCGCCAAAGUGUUGAACCAGGCAGCCUCGGGGCGUGAAUUCGGCGGCGAUAAUGUCUAUCUUCAGCCGUUGAAUAACUAUAUUCGCGAGGCUACUGGGCGGUUCCGGACGCUCUGGAGUCAUGUUGUCUCCAUACCAACUGCGGAAGAACAUUAUGACAUUGACGAAUUCAACGACCUCUAUGCUAAGACCAAACCGACUCUGUACGUCAAAAUGUCCGACAUCUUUUCGAUUCACAAGUUGCUGUCCCAAGAAAUCAGUACUCUCUGUCCCAGUCAGGACGAUGUUCUUCGGGAUAUCCUCAGGGAGCUGGGUAGCGCCCAAAGCAAUGAGAGCGAGCUCCGUGGAGUUAGCUCCGGCGAGAUCAGCCUGACGUUGACUCCCAAAUUGCUUAGCGUCGAGGACCCUGACUCCGAGGUCAAGGCUCUUUUCACGGAGACAAAGCGAUGCGUACUUUAUAUCAUUCGUGUGCAGUCCGGGGCCAACUUGCUCGAGAUACUGGUCAAGCCGAUUUCUCAAGAAGACGAGGACAAGUGGGAAGUUUUAGUGCAAGAAGAGCUUCAUCCAGGUAGCAAGCGCCAUGGGGCGUACGCGGAUGGCAGCAGCCAUCUCGACAUCAGCGCCCUAUCGUACCGCGACCUCAAGCGGAUUGCCUUGGAAAAUGUUUUGCACCUCGAAUCAAUGGGUCGUCUGACGCGGACAAAUCAUUACCAAGACCUUCUCAACGCCAUUGCCGUCGAUAUCCGUACGAAACACCGCAGAAGACUCCAGCGCCAGCGAGAGUUGGAAAAUGUUCGAACCACACUGGCGCGUUUGAAUGAGCAAGCUGUGUACCUCGAACAGCAGCUCAAGACGUACAACGACUACAUUGAGCAAGCGAUGGUGACUCUCCAGAACAAGAAGGGAAAGAAACGAUUUGUCAUGCCCUUCACGAAGCAAUGGGACCACGAGAGAGAACUCCAACGCUCCGGACGCUCGUUCAAGUUUGGAUCAUACAAGUAUUCGGCACGUACGCUUGCAGACAAGGGUGUUCUUGUGCAUUGGCGUGGAUACAAUGAGCGACAAUGGGACCGGGUAGACCUGACCAUUUCUUCCAACGAAGUGGGAGUGUUCACCAUCGAUGGAAGCUCCGGCAACAUGAUGAUUCCUGGAGCGAAUGCACAGGUACCGCUGGACGACCUCUUGCAAGCACAAUUCAACAACACGCAAUUUCUGGAGUUCUUUGAAGGAGCGCUUCGGGUCAACGUCAACUUAUUCUUGCAUCUGAUCAUGAAGAAAUUUUAUAAUGAAUGA